AUGACAACACGAGGCGGGCGGUCGUUCAUGCCCAUCCCGCCCCGCUCUUGCGUUAUGCAUGAACCCGCCAACGAUACUCGAUUAACCCGUGGAGCGCGAUGUAUCUCGUCUGUGCGAAACGCUGAUGACGACGGGGACAGGACGGUUGCAGCCAGCAGUGCACCCAAGACGAUACCCAAGGCCCUAAGACGUGCCCAGGCGGCCUGGCAAAGGUACUUUGUCAUGGGCAGAGAUUGUGCCAACCACCUGGGCGGUGGCGGUGCUGCGCGGGUGCUGGCCGCUCCCGGGACACCCAAACCCAAAGUGUCGCAGGUGCAGGAAUGCAAAAAUACGCCGGCGUGCACGCUGCAAAUAGUUGCUGCUGCCCUUGGCUGCUGCCCAGGAGACCAGGCCAUUCCAGGAGUGCCUGAGCAGAGGGCCACACGUUACAGGCCCAGCACCAGGCCUCCUCAUCGGCCCAGCGCUACUGCAUCCUGCUUCUGCGCGGACAGCCAUUUGGAUAUCCUGAACUGA
This is a messenger RNA of Microdochium trichocladiopsis, 513 nucleotides long. RefSeq lists its product as uncharacterized. The transcript has a single exon. The record is from RefSeq and is a predicted model, not a curated record. The coding region runs from base 1 to 513 and encodes 170 amino acids. Lineage: Eukaryota; Fungi; Ascomycota; Sordariomycetes; Xylariales; Microdochiaceae.